GCCGCCUUGUGUUCCGCCACGAGAUGGCGCUGUAGAGGCUGCUCCCAGUCAGGUCUCUGCUCUAGAUCCUGCCCAGUCUCGGCCAUUACAUUAGAGGGUGCGGGGAAGGGAUGCUAAAAUAUGGGCCAGUGAGUGAGCAUGGCGUAUGGGGCUGAUGACAGAAGGGCACCGGCCUGGAGAUAGAGGAGGGCGAUGAUUGCACUGGGAGGGGGAACAAUAAGGCCGCUCAUUACACAAGUGUUCCUCCCCCCCCCCCAAAACCCCCCACGACAGGAGUAAUGGCAACAUCAGACAAAACAAAAAAUGUAGGAGAACAAAAUGUAAUCUGGCUGCAGAAGGCAAAAUGGCGCUGAGCUGCAAUGUUGAGGGCAAAAUCUAUGUGAUGCACCUAACACAUGAUGGAGAAAUACCUAGAGAUAAGCGUUGCCAUGGUCACGCGGCUUGCAGGUUGCCACGAUGUCACUUCCGCACCACGUGGUGCGCACAGGGCGCCGAGCAGGAAGAGCGGCUGGUGUGUCCACGGCGGACGCUGAUGGGGGGUUGCCUCAUUGACAGGUGGGAAGGACCGUACCAAGUCUUACUAACCAGCAUGACAACGUUAAAGGUUGCCGAAAGAGAGACUUGGGUCCACUCGUCCCACUGUAAGAAGGUCGCUGACCCAGAGAGAACCUGUGAGAAAGAGCAGAGUGUAGAGAACAUCGUAUCACUGGAGUGUCUGUUCUGGGAAGACUGAGAGGCAGGACUGUUGUCACGGCACCUGAGCGCGGAGAACAACAAGACCAGAGGCGGUUGUCGCACCAGUUUUCUUUUCCUUUCUUUUUAUUUUUCUCCAUCUCCCAUUACCCUCCUUUCCUCCCCCUUCUUGUUCCCUUUCUCUCCACUUAACAAGAUGGACUUACCCCAAGAGACUGCAAUCCGGGUUUUCCUGUUAACCUUGUUGUUGACCAGAACAGUCUGUUUCGGUGAGAGUACCAGAGAGGUCGAGAAAGGAUCUGGAAUGGGUUCUGAUGGCAAGGACGGAUUUGUAGAAUUCCAAGAGCAACACAUCAAUCGAGCAAAGGCGAGUAUCACAAAACGAUCUGGUAGUCCGGAAACUAGGAGGCACUGUGAAGGGUUAUUGGCUGAGGAAAAUUGCAUUUGUAGGAAUUGUGAGAACAUAGUUGAGGAUGGGUGCAUCCAGAGAUGUCAGUCCAGCCUUAAUAUCAACAUGGACCGUCAUCCAUUGAGUGAUUACCACUCACUAGUGGGUAAGGUCUUAAACCAGACAGAAUGCUGGAGGUACUCGAAUUACGGGGUGGGAGACCGGUGGACAAGAAAUUUAAUAUUUCUAGGCCCCCUAGUUUGAAGCUCCACCAGUAUCAUGUAGAUAGAUCCUUAGUGUGUUUCAACAUUUCCAAUCUCCGAAAACCAGGAAAUUGGGAGGUGACAUGGAAUAACCAGACCAUGGCAUUUUCGCAUAGAGCUGAUAGGUUACCCGUAGACUCUGUCCUUAUACGCCAAAUAGCCAACAGUGGAAGGUAUUUUCGGUAUAGGUAUACUGAAGGAAGUAAGACCAUGCGGGUUGGAGAAGUAUCACCAGGGUACUGUGCGCAUAUCAUACAGCCUGAUACUUGUACUGAACAGAUGAGAGAACUAGGGAUUGGGUUUUUCACUUGGAAACUUUGUAAUAUGGUAAUGUCAUAUUCUGUCCCAUAUGUUCUCCCCGAUGAUGCUUAUUUCAUAUGUGGGAGGAAGGCGUAUAAGUGGCUUGCCCCAAACUCAGAAGGAUUGUGUUACAUUGGAAGAGUGAUGCCAGAGGUCAUGACCAUAACCCAUGAUAAGAUGAAAGACGUUCACCGCAAUGCUCAGGCUCCUUAUACUCACACUCAUUAUGAACACAUCGUUAAGAGACACCUCAUAGAUAGGACAGAGCACGUAGCCUCUGAUUUGAUCCACGAAUCCACCGGGAUUCAAUUCCUUCUCGCAUUAGCGAUCACCCGUACUGCCAGAGGAAUUAUAAAUUAUAGGUACAUCCAUGCGCUAGCGAACUUGAUAGAUAAUAUCACUGAGAUGUAUGACGACACCUUCAGGUAUACGGGUAGGGAAUUGCAAGCUUACGAGACGGAACUGAUCCAGCACAGGAUGGUCCUCAAUUAUAUCACAGCCGUGACGGGUGGGUACUGUGUCACUUUGGCAACUCAAUAUGGUGUGAAGUGCUGCACGUAUAUUACAAACAGCACUGAUGACCUAACCGAGAUCAUCGAUCAAAAGAUGGACAAUAUCUUGCAGUUGAAGUGGGAGUUCCGAAGGAGACACAACCUUACCCUGACUGCUGUGAGUAAUGAACUGACCGGCUGGGUCUCAUGGUUGAACCCACGCAAUUGGUUCUCAGGUUUAGGAGAAUGGGCUCAAAAUGUUAUUAUGAGUGUAGGAAAGUUUCUCCUUUAUAUCCUGGGAGUCGUCAUAAUUAUUGGCUUGAUAUUUAGGUGUGUUCGAAUUUUAACGCGGCGCAAGCACAGCACAAAAUUGAUGAGUCUAAGGAGCGGGGGCAUUGUUACAGCAGCAGAUUUAAUUUACGACCCAUCCAUAGAGACAAUGGGGGUCAUUCCGAGUUGUUCGCUCGCAAGCGGAUUUUAGCAGAUUUGCUCAUGCUAAGCCGCCGCCUACUGGGAGUGAAUCUUAGCAUCUUAAAAUUGCGAACGAUGUAUUCGCAAUAUUGCGAUUACACACCUCGUAGCAGUUUCUGAGUAGCUCAAGACUUACUCGGCUUCUGCGAUCAGUUCAGUGCUUGUCGUUCCUGGUUUGACGUUACAAACACACCCAGCGUUCGCCCAGACACUCCCCCGUUUCUCUGGCCACUCCUGCGUUUUUUCCGGAAACGGUAGCAUUUUUUCCCACACGCCCAUAAAACGGCCUGUUUCCGCCCAGUAACACCCAUUUCCUGUCAAUCACAUUACGAUCGCCAGAACGAAGAAUAAGCCGUGAGUAAAAUUCCUGAGUGCAUAGCAAAUUUACUUGGCGCAGUCACAGUGCGGACAUUGCGCAUGCGCAUUAAGCGGAAAAUCGCUGCGAUGCGAAGAUUUUUACCGAGCGAACAACUCGGAAUGACCCCCAAUGUUAUAAGGAUUGCAAAUGAAUUCCAUGGCCCGUUUCUUUCACCCGUUUUUUCCUUUGUUUCCCCCUCAGCAAAAAUACACCCAUCCGGAAAAGACUUCGAUCAACACCCAAGAAUGAUUAUGAAAAUGUUAUGUGAAUGUAUUUUAGAUAUGUGUCUUAUCUUCAUCUCUACAACCUCCAGUUAAUGACACACAGUCGACAGGUGAUAUCCACAUAUAUUAGCACUCACAUAUGUUCCCCCUCCAUUUAUCAUCAACUAAAUGUGCACCCCAUUUGUUGGAACAAGAAGCAGAAAAGAGCUCGGUAGUGUUUGUUGGCCCACUUACAGACCCUUAAUACGGGAUGAGAAGGAUUUAAUGUAUACUUCGCAAUACCUUGAAGCUUAUCUAGAACAUAUACAACACGAUGAUACAUGCCCCUCAGACAUGGAUUCAUGCAUACAUGCUUUUACUAUCCCACUAGGUCAUACAUUUCCCACCUACACCUCUCCUCCUACCAUCCAAUUAUCUGUAGAUAUUGUAUUGUAUAUUUUUCUGUUUAAUGUUUAGUGGCAGUUAUUGUUGACUGCCAAAGGGUAGACUGUCAAAGUCGAAAAAUAUUGUAAUGCAUACAUCAUGUACUAACCACACACACAUGCCCGCUGCGCGUGCACUUGUUCCGCCGUGCGUGCACGUAUCCGCAAUUUGCGUAUGAUCGCUCCCGCGAUCCUGCGCGUGGUCUGGGUAUUUACGGCGGAGUUUGUGGGUGCAUAGGGGGUUAUCAGAACAUUACAUAUUUAAUCCAAAUAGUGCACAUUGUACACAUAGCCCCCCUGCACCACAUCAGCAAGUAUCAACAGUUUAAAUGAUUCCAGGACUAAGGGAUUCACCUUUGCAUGAUAGGAAGGGACAGACUAAGGUUAUGAGGUGAUGUCUAGUAUCCAGCUGUAGGGUAUUUUAAGGGUAACAUUCCGGUGUUGGUUAGAGAAAGAUCGCAUGUUCCUGCGUAUAGUUAUGUGCAGAAGUAGAAUAUAGAUAUAAACUGUAUUUACUGUAUAUUAUGUAUGCGGCGGGAAUCCAGAGGAGACCACCCACAAGAGCAGUUGGGAAAGACAUCGCCCACCUUUUCAAAUCAACCUAUGACCUCUCCUGUAAUGUAAAGAUGCAUCUCUGUGUCCAAUGAACAAAGGGAUUACAGUAACCAUUGUAUUGUGUAUGGAAGUUGUGUAUAAAAAGCCUAUUGCUGCCUGGCCGGUCAGAAGACUCUGAACGCUAUCUACCUGAUGAGCGGAGGACUGGUCCAGGUUGCGCAAGCGAAUAUUCUCACGUAUGUACAUUGACUGUAGCCAUUAUUCUGUUGUAGAUUUAUCUUGUUAGCCUUGUAAUGUAUAACUUGUAUUGUUAUCCCCUUUCAAAUAAUCCACUGUGGUGUUAGAACCCAGCGGUUAACUACA
Molecule: messenger RNA, 4528 nt
Organism: Pseudophryne corroboree (corroboree frog)
Lineage: Eukaryota; Metazoa; Chordata; Amphibia; Anura; Myobatrachidae
Product: syncytin-2-like
Exons: 3
Coding region: 1270-2616 (448 amino acids)
Source: RefSeq, a predicted model, not a curated record